Molecule: messenger RNA, 4315 nt
Organism: Anopheles moucheti
Lineage: Eukaryota; Metazoa; Arthropoda; Insecta; Diptera; Culicidae
Exons: 14
Coding region: 100-2997 (965 amino acids)
Source: RefSeq, a predicted model, not a curated record
ACCAAACACCAACAUCACCUUCACCUACCCGACCCGACCCGACCCACACCAAGUGCGCCCGUCCGGGUAUGUCGUGUGGCCGCGUAGGAACGAACUGCUAUGGCCGAAGAUUUGGCUGAUCAAAUUGACGACUAUAUCUGUGUAUUUGAAGGAGCCGGUGAUCUAACGAUGGAUACGUUCGUAAUGUUACUGUUCGCGCUGAUCGUGGUAGUGAUAUCGCUCGUGUUUGCGACCAAACUGAUCUACGACAAGUACGUGCUGCGCAAGGGCGCUACGGCCAGCGGGACCGCCGAUGGUGGCACCGUCCCCAUCCCGGCCGGUACGGCGACCGGUGGUGUGUCACCGGUUGCGGCAACGGGUGUGACCGCGGGAACGCGUGCCUCCGAACCGAAGGAGGUGCUCACCAAAAAGGAUGCCAUUUUGUCCCAAGUUCGCAAUGGCGGCAGUGGUGGCUUGGGCGGUGGAGCAAGAACUGGUGGUGGAUUCGGUGGCGGUAGUAUCGGUGCCGCAAGCGGUCCCACGAUUGCCCGCAAACGCAUUUCCCGCAUGAGUCCAGGCCCCGAGCUGAGUCAGAAAAAGCGUCCGGUGAUACCGCCAUCAAACAUUAAUGGCACUGAUCCGCAAAUCACCCAGUGGGCUGUCCAUCUGUUCCGCUGGUUGUACUCGGAUCUGGUGGUAGUGAACAAGCUGCUACAGGACUGGGUGUCCACUGUCAACACGGCACUACUGACGCACGUCGAGCAGCACGAAAUGAUUGUCGAAAUUGUGCGCGUACUGCCGGAAAGUUUGCCGCCGAAUCUGUCGAGCAUCUUGUGCGAACCGACCGAUCAAUCGAACGAAGUCGAACUACUGUUUGAUGUCGAUACUACGCCAGUGCUGCAGAUUAAAGCCUUCAAGUCCAGUAACCAAAAAACGGAAGUGUCCCACUACAAGGCAACCGUCGCGCGCUUGAAGUCCCGUGUUAGCGUUAUCGUCAACUAUUUCGCACUCAAGGGAGAAAUGAAACUCGAAGGCUAUCCUGAUAUAAAAAUUCAUCUAAACAGCAUUGGACCACUGAAAACAGCAAACGCACAGGACGAAAAGAAACAGAUCGAUGUCAUUACGGAGCUGCUGAUCGGUUCGAUCCGUGAUGUAGUGUAUCCGAUUGACUUCUCCAUCUACUCCACCUGUCCGAGAAUAAUGGGCGAAGAGUCCGAGGAGGUCACUUCUGAUUAUGGCUACGGGGGCUACAGUGAUGGAUAUCGCGCUUAUCAAGAUGAUGCUUACGGUACCGGAUUAUCAGCAUCCCCAAGGAAAUUACUAGUCAAAGUGUUGAAAGCAGAAGGACUGUUGAAGUGCUCUCAACCUUACUGUGUGAUCGAAAUGGACGAACCUGCCCAGAAGCAUCAAUCUGCGACCAAGCAAGGCCAAAAUCCGUUCUUUGACGAAACCUUCCUGUUUGAUCUGUCGAACCAUUCGACCGAACUUCUGUUCGAGGUGUACGAUACUGUAGCCGUAGGUAAUGAUAAUUCGACAUCCAUGAACGAACAGGAAAGAACCGCUGGGAUUGAGACUAGCGGCGAUCCUCAAGCGGUUCCUUCUCCGACGGUUAACACGCCGACAUCGAGCAUGCCUUCGACGCCGGUCGUCGAUAGUACUAACAACACGUGUGAACCGAACGAACUGGGCAAUGGCAGCGAUGGUAUGCUAGCCACCGUUGCCGAAUGUCCAGAACCGGGUGCCGUAUCGGAGGACGAUACCGUCAAUCCGCUAACCGCCAAAGCUACCGUUACUGACUCCUGUGGCGAACCUGCAUGUUCUGAUACUAACCAAUCUAAAUCCCGUAAUGCAUCUGGUGGCCAAAAGUUCCUUGGAUUGGGUUUGGUAGGGAUCGACGAAUUGGCCAACGGUCCAGCCACAACACAGAUACUCGAGCUGCAGCCCCGUCCAUACGAAACGGAAACCAUUACCGGUUCCUUAACGGUUGAGUUUGUGUUCAUCGAUUCGCCACCGGUACCUGCAGCACGGCGACAGUACACUCAGCAAUCUUUCCACGCGAAUGGAAUGUCCAACUUUGCCCGAGAUGCCAUCACGAGCACGCCCGGCCCGGGAAGCCCGAAUGCGGUAAAUGGUGGUACGGGCACUACCGGAUCACCGAUGUCUCCGUCCUCACCGUCCAAGCUACUGUCAAACAAAGCACAGGCGAUGGCAGAACGCAACCAAAGGUUCCAAGCGGCAGAGGCUAAUCGAAUGAACAACUCGUUCCUGAAACCAUCCGCUGCUGGACACAUGAACAGCUUCAACGGUGGCAAAUCGGAAUCGACGCCCGCCUCGCCGGCGCUCUCCUCGGCCUCAGCCACCUCCCAGUCCAUGACGGCCAACCUAAGCAACAGUGCGCCGGUGAGCGUCAACUCAGUGCCGCCAGUUAAAAAACCGCGCAACAUCUUUGGCACGUUGCGCAGCAAGCUGACACCGUCCAAGAAGUCCAAAUCGUUGGAUGUGCCCCAGUACAGUCCAACCGCAACCGGAGGUAACGUGCGCAGCGCAUCGUCAACGCUCAGUCGAGGAUCGUCGCUCGAUCAAAGAUCGAACAUUUUCCGCAACCUAUCGCGCAAGUCAUCCAUCUCGGAAUCGUCCGCCAUAUCGGGAUUGUCCACCGGCAGUGGGCGAACGUACGUGCACGAAGAGUCAACGCUACUGCUCGAAACGACGGAAAACAAUGUGGUUCGCCAUUAUCUGGUCCCGCUCGAGGUGGCCAACAAGCAGAAGAACUGGAAGCGCAAAGGGACCAAGCUACACAUCUACAACGAUCACACGUUCGUUGCAAAACACAUCCCUGGUGGACUUCUGUGCUUUGUUUGCAAUCGCAGCAUACCAAGGCGCCCGGGAAAGCAGGGCUACGAAUGCCGGGACUGUGCGAUCCAGUGCCACAAGCCGUGCCACGUGCGGGCUCCCCAAGCCUGUCCGAAUCCGAAAAUACUGUCCAUGCAGCUUUUACGGUGGCCCUGGACGCAGUAAGGACACUUCCCCAAACCACACGGUGAACAGAUACAACUCUGCCAAAGCAGCAUUUACACACAGAGAAACUCAUACCCUAUCAUCGAUACAGGCGACUGAUAAAGAACGAAAUGCAGAUGCAGAAGUAAACAGGAACAGCAGUAACACACAAACAUUAGAUGAACACGAGAAAAAAAAAUUGGGACAAACAUUAGAAAAAUGCAUCAACGCGUGCAUAAAAAACCAGCCAUACGAAAUUUGCUUCGCAUCCUCGAUUUCAGCUUUCUUGGCUUAUUUUGCUGAACUAUUUAAAAAAGUGGAUAACAAAAAUAGUGUAAAAAAAUGAAAAAGUUGUAACUUUAAAAUUUAACAAAAAAAAACAAAAUGCACACAUUUCUCGAACGCUAUAGUGCCUAACUAUACGUAAAACAAUAUGAUAACGAUCUUUCGAAGAAUCAAAACAAGCAAACGAAAUGUAGUGUUUAUUUUUUUAAUUACGCUUCUGUUUGCAUUCUAUAUGCGCGGAUAGCUCACUUAUUUAAAAAACUUCCAGCUCUCUCUAUUUCUCCUUCACAAAAAAACACUACCUAUACGCGCGUAUUCCUCGCGCAUGUUUCUCAGAUUAACAAGUAAAGAAUUUCAUCACACUAAACACAAAAUCGUUAAGGUUGUACAAUAGCGGGGACGAAUAGUGAGGGUAUAUCGUGUUAGUAGUAGCUUGGGAAAGGAUAUCGAAUCAGUGCCUAAAGCGGGUUAUGAAUCUGAGCGUGAUUAGUCAUUACUACAUAAGAACAGAACAAAACCCAAUCAGGAGAAACAAUUGAUUUACUAGCGCCAAAAUAUGUAUGAUUUCCUACCUGUGUACGACACAUUGACUGUAGGAUUUUGCGAGAAACAAAUGCGUCUUUGAAACCCGUUCGAUACAAAGCGUGUUUGCCAGCAAUCGUUAAUACCUCUCUCUCGAAUUCGUAAAGUGGUGACCAAAACGUGACAACAAUCAACUAAAUCAAAAUACACACACUCACACUCCUUCUCCACUAGAAAACGACAGUUGUUAGUCAAAUCGGUAGAACAGUCAGUCAGUCUGGAUUAAUCGCAACGGAUGGACACCGUAGAAAGUGAAGUUUUAGCUUGCACCACUGUUGUUGUUUCUGUUGAUGUGGCGUUUUAUGUAACUGGAUCAUGAAUUUUGCUUUUAAUAUUAUUGUUCUUACCCUUACUGUUAUAGUACGAGUCUAUUUUUUGUAAACUUCUGUUGACACACAACGGUUAAUUUAAAACACUGUUCAGUUAAGGGUGAAAGUGAAUGAAUAAACGUUAAUAUAUUGUUACAAACGUG